Nematolebias whitei (Rio pearlfish) is the source of this 663-nucleotide messenger RNA. RefSeq names its product partitioning defective 3 homolog. The coding region runs from base 55 to 663 and encodes 202 amino acids. Gene Ontology annotation, molecular function: phosphatidylinositol binding. The record is from RefSeq and is a predicted model, not a curated record. Gene Ontology annotation, cellular component: cell cortex; apical junction complex; apical plasma membrane. The transcript is spliced from 5 exons. Gene Ontology annotation, biological process: establishment or maintenance of epithelial cell apical/basal polarity; establishment of cell polarity; establishment of centrosome localization. Lineage: Eukaryota; Metazoa; Chordata; Actinopteri; Cyprinodontiformes; Rivulidae.
CGUCUACAUGUCAAUGAUCAACUCAUUGCUGUAAAUGGAGAAUCACUGCUUCAGAUGACAAACCAGGAUGCUAUGGAAACCCUUCGCAGGUCGAUGUCCAUAGAGGGCAACAAGCUGGGAAUGAUUCAGCUCAUCGUGGCUCGGUGGAUGAUGAAGAACAUUGAGGGUGUCCCGGUCAGCCCUCCUCUGUCAGAGCAUUCUGUUAACUCUCUCAUGGACAGUCAUGAACGUCGGAUCUCUCAAUCAUUUGAAGAAACAAAAAAGGACUUUAACAACUCCUUCACAACUCAAGCUAAUAUAUCUGCACACAAUGUUCACUACCAGCUCUCACCAACUGUGAACAUGCCACAAGAUGACAUUGUGAUGAUUGAAGACGACAGGCCACCCCUGCUUCCUGCCCACCUGUCUGACCAGUCGUCCUCCAGUUCCCAUGAUGAUAUGGGCUUUGUAGGAGAAAACCCUGCACCAUGGAUGCAAGACAUCCCUGUUCACAAUGAAUGCUCGCUAAGUCCAGAUGCAAACCCGGACAUUUCCUUCCAGAGGGAGGGCUUCGGUCGACAAAGCAUAUCAGAAAAGCGCACCAAACAGUACGAAUCUGCUGCUCACCUGGACAUCAUCAAGAACCGCAAGUCUAAGAGCAUGGAUCUAGCCCGCUCCCUGUAA